AUGGAAUCUGGCACAACCACAACCACAAUAACGACCGUCGAUCAUGAUCAUGAUCACAAUCACGGCGAUGGCACUGCAAUCUCAGACGUCCACCAGGACGUCAUCAAGACCCACAUCCUCACUAGGCUCGACGGCGCCACCCUCGCCUCUACCUCCUGCGCCUCCUCUCACUUGCACGCUCUCUCCACCGAAGAACAGCUCUGGCGGGAAAUCUGCUCCUCCACGUGGCCUUCCAUCGACGACCCAUGUGUCCGCCUAGUCAUCUCCUCGUUCCCUGGUGGGUACUGUUCUUUUUUCUCUGACUCAUUCCUACUCCUCCACCACCGCUCUCCGCCGAAGCAUCAUCAUCAUAACCGUCCGUUUCUGGCCGAGAUAAUCUCCGCCGUUGAUUUUCACUACAAGGAGAGUCUCAUUUUCUCGAAGGUCCAAGAGAAUGAGACCAAGUCUGAUUGGUUUCACCGAUUAGAGAGAGAGUUCUAA
Messenger RNA from Quercus robur (English oak), 480 nucleotides. RefSeq names its product F-box protein At2g27310-like. Lineage: Eukaryota; Viridiplantae; Streptophyta; Magnoliopsida; Fagales; Fagaceae. The transcript has a single exon. Gene Ontology annotation, molecular function: protein binding. The record is from RefSeq and is a predicted model, not a curated record. Bases 1 to 480 code for a protein of 159 amino acids.